Messenger RNA from Cryptotermes secundus, 2317 nucleotides. RefSeq names its product 3'-5' exoribonuclease 1. NCBI's taxonomy places the organism in Eukaryota, Metazoa, Arthropoda, Insecta, Blattodea, Kalotermitidae. Gene Ontology annotation, biological process: exonucleolytic trimming to generate mature 3'-end of 5.8S rRNA from tricistronic rRNA transcript (SSU-rRNA, 5.8S rRNA, LSU-rRNA). The transcript is spliced from 6 exons. Gene Ontology annotation, molecular function: nucleic acid binding; 3'-5'-RNA exonuclease activity. The record is from RefSeq and is a predicted model, not a curated record. Bases 200 to 1198 code for a protein of 332 amino acids. Gene Ontology annotation, cellular component: cytoplasm; nucleolus.
CUCUAUAUCAUCAAGGGGCUGGAGUCGACGAGUCGACGGCAUUGAGUCGCACGCCCGUGUUCAGGUUGGCGUUUUCAGGAAAUGGUUUUCAGAGCGGGUCAAAACUGCGGUUGCAAGCCAUGUCUUGCAUAUAUUCCUUAACUGUCUUUCAAGUUAGUUAUUCAGUAGACUUACAAAAAAUAAAUCGUUAACGUCAAUAAUGGCAGAAUCGACUGCUGUAGAUGAAGAGCACAAAGGAGAGAGCUCCCCAUUCAGCAAUUCUGUUUACAAGGAACUAGCCAAGUUGAAUGGACGCAUCAACCAGAUGAGCAAGGCUGCAGUAGUGUCAAAGCUGAAAGAGCUGAAGUUGAGCACUGAAGGAAACUGUGAUGUUUUAAAGAAGCGACUUAAAAACUAUUACAAGAAGAAGAAGCUAACUAGUGCCAACCUUUUUACAGCCAGCAAGCUUUCACCGUACUAUGUGAUUGUUGACUUUGAGGCAACAUGUCAGGAGACCAAUGUUCCAGAUUACCAGCAUGAAAUCAUUGAAUUCCCGGCUGUACUUGUCAGCACAGAGCUGCAACAAGUAAUAGAUCACUUCCAGGCAUACUGCCGCCCUGUACUAAACUCAACACUCUCUGGGUUUUGCAAGGAAUUGACAGGCAUCACCCAGGAGGAUGUGGAUACAGCUGACACCUUCCCACAGGUGGUGAAAGACUUUGAAGCUUGGCUCACCAAACACAAGCUAGGGUCAAAACACAAGUUCACUGUGGUGACUGAUGGACCCUGGGAUAUGGGACGCUUCCUGUACGGUCAAUGCAAGAUCUCUGGGCUGCCAUAUCCAAAGUUUGCCAAGAAGUGGAUAAACAUCAGAAAGGCAUUCAGCAACUUCUACAAGUGCAGAAGGUUCAGUUUGAAGAUGAUGCUUGAGCACCUGGAACUUGAUUUUGAGGGGCGACCACAUUGCGGGCUUGAUGAUGCUCGGAACAUUGCACGUGUUCUUCUCCGAAUGAUUAGCGAUGGUGCCUCCAUCCAGGUCAAUGAACGCAUUCAUUUAUUGGCUCUCGAAGCAAAGUCAAAAGUGGGCAAGCCAGAAUGUGUGGUAGUACCAGUUACUGCAAGUAAUCCUUACAACACAGCCAACAAGAUGCAACAGAAGCGCAGGCAAAGGGACCACCAGACAACUGUAUUUAGCGAUUCUGAUGAGGAUUCCACUUGAAUGAAAGUGGUACUGCAGACUGAAUUAGGUUCAUUCCAUCCCUGUUGCCUUGCCUGAUACACACAGGAUUCCAUGGAAUGGAAUGGAAUUUGUGUCAUCAAAAUCAUCUUACUGUUUUGUGUCAAGAAAUGUUUAAACCAUGAACUUCUUUACAAGUGUGGAUACUUGCAGGUUCGUUGUUCCUCAAGAUGUAAACAGUACAAGAUAUUUUUCAUAAUAUGGUCAACAAAUGUUUAUUUGGAACAUUUAUUCAAUCUUGUGAAUAUUUACUGAGAAAGAUAUGACUGCAUGUGCUAUUGUGUAGAUUCUGAUGGUUAUGUUUCUGUAUUUAUUGUUCAGAUAUGUAAAAUAAGUAUUUUUUGUAAGCCAUGCUUGAAAUGAACUAUAUGAAUGCAGAAAUCAGCAAGUUUUAAUGAAUGUUCAUUUCUAUAGUGAUUAGUUUGUAGAUUAUUAAAUGGCAUUAUUUAUGCUAUGAGGAUUGUGGAGUGUCGAUUGAGAUUGAAAGAUAAAGUAAGUGAUGAAUAGGUAAGGAUUUGGAAGGUGAGGGUCAUCUGAUAGUAAAAUCAUGGCAUUGACCUGGAGAGUCAGGAAACUUGUGAGAAAUUGCCCAGUUAAAUUCUAACUGCUUACCCUUCAGAUAUAUGUCUAUAGUACAACUACUACACCAUCGUGCUCAGUUUUAUUGAUAUAGAUAUAUGCAAAGUGACUUCCAGCAUUCUCUUAGGAGGGAUUGUCACAUAUACUCCUAAUCAGAUUCACAGAUACUUUGAUUAUAUUCUAGUUUUUCUUGAUAACUUUGAACAGACUUGGUUGCAUAAACUUUAUAUCCACUGUUGCAGUAGACUUGACUUGAUGCAUUGGUCCUCAUGUUAACAAGAAACCAGAACCUAUUCCAUAUCCUGACAACAUUAUUUGGACUUAAUAUCAUGAAAUACACUAGACUCAUAAGAUAUUUGAACACAAAACAUUUUACUUCCUCAGCAGUAAUGAAGAUAGCCUUAUUUUGUAUUUUGUUUAUAAGUGUUUUGACUUUUUUCUUCUUCUUUCUCAUGCUCACUUUGUAGUUGGUCUCUGGGCUGUUAAGUUUGCACAUAAAUAAAUUAAGAGUUGAUGUUGUUA